AUGAUAAGAUCUGUAUUGCAUUAUGUCAGUUCAAUCUGGACUAGUUGUGAUAAGGAGAAUUUAAACCGUAUUUUUAAGCUACAAAAGAGAGCAGCAAGGGUAAUUUCCAACGCUAAUAACCAGGCGUCUAGUGUUAAGACUCAACAGUCAGCAACAUAGUCGUGUAACUAGAUAUAGUAAUAUAAAUUUUAUUUGCCCAAAAUUUAAUCGGGUGACCGAAGGCGGCAGGUGGUUCGCAGUUUCUACUUGCCAACUCUGGAACAUCUUAAGUCUAGAACUUAGAAAUGCAUUAUCACUAGAAUCCUAUAAGAAUAAUUAUCGAAAUAUCUUAUUUAAAGAGCAGCAGGAAUUACACCAUUUCAUAGUUUAAUCAUAUUCUUGUAUGUAUUUCACUAGCCAUAUCACUAGCUCUUAUACUCAUUCAUAUUGAUGUAGAACUUCUAUAUUUCCUUAGUUUUAUUUAUUUUGUUCUUAGACUUUGUAUAUUCGGAAUCUUAUGUUUUUUGUCAUUUUAAUUUAG
Molecule: messenger RNA, 520 nt
Organism: Porites lobata
Lineage: Eukaryota; Metazoa; Cnidaria; Anthozoa; Scleractinia; Poritidae
Source: the annotation of a GenBank genome assembly